AUGGGCUUCACCACCGGCUUCCUUGGAGGCGUCACCCUCACAUCGGCCGUCCUCUACCUCACAAUAUCUCUACACACACAGAACCGCGCAACACAGGCCGCGCUCCUACGCCAACAGCGCCAGGUCCUCGCCGACUUCUAUGAGCCGAAGAAGCCAGAACCAGAGCCGACCAGUCGGGAGGCACCCGUUGGACUGGCAGAAAUGGCCAAGGACAGGUGGAACAGGAGCCUGGAGGAGGGUGUGAAGAAGGUGUACACGACGGACUGGCGGAAGGUGCGGGAGGAGGCCGAGGACAGAGCGAGCGUGAUUUUGCAGAGAAUCCGGGAAAGCACCAAAUGA
This is a messenger RNA of Pyrenophora tritici-repentis Pt-1C-BFP, 339 nucleotides long. RefSeq lists its product as uncharacterized. The record is from RefSeq and is a predicted model, not a curated record. NCBI's taxonomy places the organism in Eukaryota, Fungi, Ascomycota, Dothideomycetes, Pleosporales, Pleosporaceae. Gene Ontology annotation, cellular component: mitochondrial crista junction; MICOS complex. Gene Ontology annotation, biological process: cristae formation.